Schistosoma rodhaini is the source of this 771-nucleotide messenger RNA. The record is from the annotation of a GenBank genome assembly. NCBI's taxonomy places the organism in Eukaryota, Metazoa, Platyhelminthes, Trematoda, Strigeidida, Schistosomatidae.
AUGGAUUUGACCCUCGGUUCUAUCCGGGUUAGUUCACACGCUGGAAGCUGGUAUUCUGCAGACAGAACAGAGUUGUCAUCACAGUUAGACACUUGGUUAGAAAGUUGUGAAAACAACGUUUCGAAUGGAUCUUUAGUCCGGGCAAUUAUAGUACCUCAUGCAGGUUACCGACAUUCUGGUUUAUGUGCAGCCCACGCGUACCGUCUAAUAAAUCCUGACAAAAUAGAAUGUAUUUUUAUCAUAGGUCCCUCACAUCGUCUAUAUAUUGGGGAUACAUGCGCUCUGACUUGUGUAUCUGAGUAUGAAACUCCAUUUUAUAACUUAAAGAUCAAUACUAAUGUAUACAACAGCCUUAAAAGUCUUAACUGCUUCAGCGUUCUGGAAAAGAGUCAGGAUGAAGCUGAACACUCUGUGGAAAUGCAGUUACCGUAUAUUGCUCACAUCAUGAAACGUAGAAAAGGUCAGUACUCCAUAGUUCCCAUAGUUGUCGGUUCCUUAUCAUUUGAAAAACAAGAAUUCUUCGGGAACCUCCUAUCAAGCUAUCUGCUAGAUGAGAAGAAUCUCUUUGUGAUAUCUUCUGAUUUCUGUCAUUGGGGGAAACGAUUUCGAUAUCAGUAUUACAAUAAAUCCGAUGGUGCGAUAUGGCAGUCUAUUGAGAAACUCGAUCACCUCGGUUUAAAUGCAAUUCGAAGCCUGAAACCAAAAUCAUUCAUAAAAUAUCUUGAAGAGUACAGCAACACUAUAUGCGGCAGGAGAAAAGCAAUCAUCUAA